AUGGCUACUGAAGAUGAUAAUUUCGAUAUUGACAUCUACGGAGAUGGUGGUGGAUAUAACGCCAACGAACAAGGUGCAGAGGAUGAGAUUAAGCAUGAUGACACCGAGCUCAUCCUAGACGCCCCAGUGCAUACUCAGAAUGGCGGUCCUGCCCACGCCGAUGGCGCUGCAGAUACCAAGGCGAGGCAGGGCAAUGCCGAAGCCACAGAGCCCAACGGGGAACACGUAACACAUUCAGACCCGCAGCAGCAAGCGGCGAAAGAGACGGCAACUCCCCAGCAAGGCGUAAAACGCAAGGAACUUGAUGACCGCCCGUCGGAUCCGGAUGCCACACCUGCUUUGCUUAUCUCCGAUCUGUACUGGUGGACCACCGAUGAUGACAUUCGCGGCUGGGUCCGUCAGGCCGAUUGUGAGGAUGAACUGAAAGAUGUAACGUUCAGCGAGCACAAGGUGAAUGGCAAGAGUAAAGGGCAAGCUUUUGUUGAAUUCACUACACCCCAGGCCGCGAGUGCCACCAAACACAAGAUCGAGUCCUUCAGCAUCACAGGUUCAUCAGGGCGAAAGUACUCUGUUAACUAUACCAACCCUCAACCGAACCCCUUCCGUACGCUGCCAAAGGAUGCGCCGAUGCGAAAGGAUAACCAGGCCCGGACGAUGUCGGGUGGCUUCAACUCGCCCGCACAGAACAUGAAUUUCGGAAUGAACAACAUGGGCGGUGGCUUCCGUGGUGGUCGCGGCGGCGGGUUCAAUAACCGGGGUGGUAUGAAUAAUAACAUGGGAGGUUUCAACAAUCGGAACUUCCAGAACCCAAUGGGCUUCCAAAACCCGAUGGCUGCAGGGUUCGGUGGGAAUCCAAUGGGAGGAGGUAUGCAAAAUUAUGGCUUCAACAACCGUGGAGGCAUGAUGGGUGGCAUGCGCGGUGGACCCGGGGGCAUGCGCGGCGGCCGUGGAGGUGGUAAUAUGGCCCCCAACAUGAUGGGCAUGCCGAAUAUGAACCCCAUGGGUGGUAUGGGUAUGAAUCCGAUGGCUGGUGGAAUGAACCCGAUGAUGGGCGGAAUGGGAGGAAACAUGGCUAUGCAAGGUAAAGGCGGUUUCCAAGGCCCUAAUCCGGCUUUCAAUCAAAACUUCUUCCCUCCUAACCAAGGGGUUGGAGGUGAUGGAUCGUGGAAUCCUCAUGGCGCCAAGCGCAGCCGACAAGAGUAA
Molecule: messenger RNA, 1203 nt
Organism: Aspergillus alliaceus
Lineage: Eukaryota; Fungi; Ascomycota; Eurotiomycetes; Eurotiales; Aspergillaceae
Exons: 3
Coding region: 1-1203 (400 amino acids)
Biological process (GO): mRNA alternative polyadenylation
Cellular component (GO): mRNA cleavage and polyadenylation specificity factor complex
Molecular function (GO): mRNA binding
Source: RefSeq, a predicted model, not a curated record